Molecule: messenger RNA, 699 nt
Organism: Thermothelomyces thermophilus ATCC 42464
Lineage: Eukaryota; Fungi; Ascomycota; Sordariomycetes; Sordariales; Chaetomiaceae
Exons: 1
Coding region: 234-539 (101 amino acids)
Source: RefSeq, a predicted model, not a curated record
CCCCUCUCGGCUGUAGUCACACGUAAAGCAGAACAACUUUGAUUUAGACCACCUUGUAUCUGAUCAUUUUCAUUCAACCCCGCCAAGCAUACAGCAGGCUUUCCUCUUCCCCUACUCAGUAAUUAGCAUAUCAAUUGUUGUGAAUCAAAUAGGCACCUGAAACAAUCAACACUACCAGCCCUCUUGAGAAAAAGCAAAGAAAGAACCGAAGAUACCUACUCGGGGAUAAGAAAAUGCCAUAUAAGCCGCUCCGCCAGAUCGCCGCCGAAAAAGCUCGCGGCAACAAGCCGGCCAACCCGUCGCAGCUCGGGGACCCGGUCGAUCUCAAGGCCGAGACCAGCGACGAGCCGGACGACGAGUUCGGGAGCCCGAGCCAGGAGCAGAUCGACGGCAUCGGAACCGGCACCAAGCUCAGCGUGCCGCGCUCGUCGCUCGAGGCGGACCCCAACCAGAAGGGGGAGGAGAAAGGGGUCUGGGUCGGCCUCGGGGACGGGGCCGGGCCCAUCGGCGGGGUGCGGAAGAAGGGGUCUAAGCUGUGAGGGAAUGAGGAGCCGGGGAUGCUGGAGAAGAGAGUGUCGUUGGGCUACCUAAUUAGGCACGGAAUGAAAGGAGACCAUAAUUAAUUAUCAGAUGCGUCCCGGCAGGUUACGGUGGAGAGAGUUUGAUCCUGAGAAAGAAGUCUUAGCCAAUGCCGAUCCG